Molecule: messenger RNA, 525 nt
Organism: Armigeres subalbatus
Lineage: Eukaryota; Metazoa; Arthropoda; Insecta; Diptera; Culicidae
Exons: 3
Coding region: 67-435 (122 amino acids)
Source: RefSeq, a predicted model, not a curated record
UUGUUAUCAAUUAACGAUAAAGAACUCGUAUGCAUUAUUGCUCGAGUAACCAUCCCAUAUUUUGAGAUGGAGCUUCAGUUGCGAUGGACUGUCCUUUUUGGGGCAAUCAUAUCACUGGUUCUCGGAGAUAUCUAUAGUUUUGGGAUUGGAAACUAUCCUCCAACUGGUUCUCAGCUACAUAUCAUACAUGCCAAAAAGGGCCCCGUUGAGGAACCGGAAUAUAUGGAACUAAAGUUUGAUUACAUUGUAAGUCCAGUGGACAAUGUCGAAAUAACUUAUGUCAACAUCACUGCAUCUCUAUCGAAUGGCGGUGCAUUCGCAAAUCCGACGUAUCCAAACUUACCGGAAGGAUUCAUUGUGAUAGUUACCGCCCGAGAACGAGUGAAGGAGCUGCAAGCAACUGCUACUGUGUAUGGGAUCCGUAAUAGCGAUUAGUGUAAAUCAUAGCAUAAUCACUUUCAUGAAGGAACUUCGAUCCUACUUUUGACAAACGUCUCUUGAUUAUUAAACACAUAAAAUAACUUG